This is a messenger RNA of Pedinophyceae sp. YPF-701, 2094 nucleotides long. The record is from the annotation of a GenBank genome assembly. Lineage: Eukaryota; Viridiplantae; Chlorophyta; Pedinophyceae.
AUGUCAACUGCACCGCGGAGCGCGGUCGCCUCCAAGAUGCAGGGGCAGCCGCGCUCGCGGUCCCUGCAGUAUGAGAUCAUGUUGCGGGAGCUGCUCGCGGCCGCGGGGGAGUCGGACAUCGACAGCGGCACGCAGGCCCAGCGCCCAUCCCGCAAACGCCUCUCCUGCUACGUGGCGCUCAUGCGCGAGCUGCUCUCCUCGGGCGCGUUCGGCGGGCUCUCAGGCAUCAUGGCGAAGACGAUGGCCGAGUUCUACAACUCCCUCUACGUGUCGGCCAACGUCUCGCCUGACGACCUCCUCCAGCCCCCACUGCCGGGCACGACGCUCAGGGACGCGCACCCGCCGAUGUUCCAGGAGCUCGAGGAGACGCAGCAGUCGCUGAACGCCGCCCAGGCCGACCUGACGCGCAUGCGCGAGCGGUUGACAGCGCUCGGCGCCAACUCCAGCGGCGUGGGGAACCGCCAGGUGCAGCGGGAGGUCGAGGACCUGCAGAUCCAGAUCCAGGCGGCCGAGCAGCGGCUCGAGGAGCGCGAGCGCGAGCUGCGGGCGAUGCGCGCCGAGAAGCGGCAGCUCAUGGAGCAGGGCAGGAUGGAGUCGCAGUCGAUCGCGCAGGAGCUGCAGCGCGUGAAGGCGCAGCUCCAGAAGGCCGAGGAGGAGGUCCGGAAGCACAAGGGCUCCACGCGGGUCGACGAGCUGGCCAAGAGCGCCUUCUCCAUCGUGGCUCCCGCGGCGCAGCAGCUCCCGCCGGAGGCGGAGAAGGACGGCCGCCAGAACCGGCGGAAUCGCGCGGCGCGGUUCUGGGCGGACGCGGCGAAGCUGGUGGACCAGCUGAUGGCGCUGCAGAACAUCCGCAUCGACAAGUUCGAGACGGGCAUGCGCGCCGAGGGCCUCCUCCCGCCGUGCGGAGAGCUGGCGUCCGGCCUCUCGAUGGCCGCCCGCGACCAGCGCUUCCAGCGCGCGCAGGCCGAGCUCAACUCCGACCUCGCGGCCAUCCAGUCCGAGGUCGGCGUCCUCGAGAAGCACCUGACUCAGGCGGCGCGCAAACACCACAUACAAAAGUCCGCCGUGUCCCUCAUGGUCCACCCCGACGAGCUCGAGUCCGCCGUGGAGUCCAAGACGCGCCGCGGACACCUCCCCGGCGACCACCCGGUCGCGCGGCGCGGCAAGGCGCUCCGGAAACCGCUCAACGAGGCCGGUCUGCGGCUCAAGGGCCCCGGCGCCGGCAACCCCAUGUGGAACAGCUACGUGCACCGCUGCGAGGCGACGGACACGGACGUGGACCCGCGCGUGCCGCGGAACGUGUCGCCCGACGACGCGCGGACGCAGAUGAUGUCGGUCAUGCGCGCCAAGUACAUGCGCGACAUGGACGCCAAGAUCACGCCGCUGCCGCUCGCGGAGGUGGACAGCGUGGAGAUCAUGGCGCAGAUCCGGCAGCUCGCGCAGACGCGCGAGUCCCUCGGGGACCACUGCCUGCGGUGCCUGGAGCUCGUCUACCGCAACAAGCAGGCCUCGCUGCUGAUGAUGCACGGCAUCUUCACGGCGCUGGAGAACGCGCACCAGGAGGACCCGCUGCUGGACUUGAUGGUCCGCGCGCUGGGGGGCGAGGUGCCGGACCCGCUGUGGUGGUGCGUGGUCGAGCUGGCGCGGAUCGUCGACGAGACGCGCACGCAGGGCCACGAGGCGUUCGAGAGCCUGCUGCGGCUGCUGUACCCGGACGUGAAGCCCGUGGACCGGCUGGAGCUGCUGGACGAGUACGACGACCAGCACGCGGGGGACUACUCGCCCGUGGAGAUCCAGCGGUACUUUGCAGAACAGUUGCUGCAGCGCGGGGAGAUAAGGUAUAACAAGUGGCUGGAUAAGCUGGUCGGGGAGGACGUGGGGCGCAUCAGCCGGGACCAGGCCGUGCGGAUUAUCCUGCGGUGGCUGCCGAGCGUGAGUCGGACCACGGCCACGCAGGCGUACGCGCUGCUGGCGGUGUCGACGUGCGCGAUGGAUGUGGACGUGGACGCGCUCGCGCUCGUGCUGACCGCGCUCGAGCUCUCGAAUGUCCGCGCGCCCGUGCGCGCGCCCGCGGCGCCGACGGCCAGGGUGUAG